Molecule: messenger RNA, 783 nt
Organism: Moneuplotes crassus
Lineage: Eukaryota; Ciliophora; Spirotrichea; Euplotida; Euplotidae
Source: the annotation of a GenBank genome assembly
AGAUUUUGAAUUUAAAAUGGAAUCAUCAUCUGGUCCGGACCCGGAUAAAGUAUUUGAGAACGCAAAGAAACCUCUCAAAGGGCUUGACAAGACAUGUCCUCUUAGAAAAAAGAAGAAGAUCAAGGAGGGAGCUAGGGGAUAUGGACUCAAACAGAUUGCCAGAAUGACCCUUGGUUCAGGGAAUAUGCAAUUAGCAGUUGAACUGCCUGCUGGAGAAGACUUGAACGAAUGGCUCGCUGUUAAUACCAUUGAAUUUUAUAAUGAAAUCAAUGUUUUGUAUGGAAUUCUGACGGAAUUCUGUACACCUGAGGUAUGUCCAAUAAUGUCUGCUGGACCAAAGUACGAAUACUUGUGGGCUGACGGCCACAGCAUUAAAACUCCAUUAAAAGUUUCAGCUUCAGAAUAUAUUGAUUUUCUGAUGGCUUGGGUGGAGAAUCAGUUGAACAAUGAGAAUUUGUUCCCUUGUCAGAUUGGAGUUCCAUUCCCGAAGAAUUUCCUGAAUGUAGUGAAGGUUAUUUUCAAGAGAUUAUUCAGAGUGUAUGCUCAUAUUUAUCAUACCCACUUUCAACACAUAAUGAACCUUGGAGCUGAAUACCACUUGAACACUUGCUUCAAGCAUUUUAUUUACUUUAUUGAUCAAUUUAACUUGGUUGAUUCAAAAGAGCUGGCUCCAUUAGCUGAACUGAUUCAACAAUUUAAGGAGAGGAAAGCAGCUCCUACCACUAAAGCUAAAAUCGUUUCUGACUUGAACAUGAUAUAAUAACUUCAUUGCAAUUCGAAAUU